This is a messenger RNA of Cyprinus carpio (common carp), 465 nucleotides long. Its product is annotated as myoD family inhibitor domain-containing protein 2-like. The record is from RefSeq and is a predicted model, not a curated record. Lineage: Eukaryota; Metazoa; Chordata; Actinopteri; Cypriniformes; Cyprinidae.
AUGAGUGAAGCUGUGGUUAGCGGGGUGAGGAGGUUGAGCACCAUCUCGGAGCAGGACGGGGACGCUGGAGCGGAGCCCGUGUCCCUCGUGUCCUCAGGGGACAGUGAGUGUGCAGCAUCCAGUGCUUCGCUCUGCUCGUGUGGAAAGCCCAGCACCCAGAGCAGCACCUUCACCUCCUCUGAGUCCUAUCAGCCUGACGCAGCAGAUGACUGCGCCUCCAUCCUGCUGGCUUGCCUGUACUGCCGCUUCUGUGAUGUCAUGGCCAUGCUGCCUGACACUUGUGAGCGGGCGUUUGGCCGCUGCUUCCCCUCUUACAAGUAUUACAGCACCUCGGAUGAGCCGUCCAAAGGAAAAGACUGGUGCAGCUGUAACGUGGAUUUUGACUGUGGUUUCAUGAACUCCUGUCAAGAUGCCAGUGAGCUGUUAGAGCUGGCGAUGGAGAUAUCUGAGGUCUGCUACCGCUAA